Molecule: messenger RNA, 974 nt
Organism: Vespula vulgaris
Lineage: Eukaryota; Metazoa; Arthropoda; Insecta; Hymenoptera; Vespidae
Product: defensin-B-like
Exons: 2
Coding region: 78-308 (76 amino acids)
Biological process (GO): defense response
Source: RefSeq, a predicted model, not a curated record
AGAAUAUAUAUAAAGAAGCAGAAAUUCUUACAACGACAGUAUAAUUUCGAAUUUAUUGAGAAUCCAGUAUUACUAAAAUGGCCAAAUUCCAAUUUCUUCUUGUUCUUGCCUUCGUCGCCGUUAUGGCAAUCUCGGCUCAGGCAGACGAUAACUUACUUCCCGAUGAUUCCGUUCCCGAAAAAUCAGAAAAUUUUGGAUGGUCUUGCGGUAUUGGUGGUAACAAUGCAUGUGCCAUAAGCUGUGGUCUACACGGACACAACAAGGGCGGUUAUUGUAACAAGAACGAAGUCUGCGUUUGUUAUCGUUAAUGAAAAAGAAAUUCUCUCGUAAAGAAAAUAUCGUUUAAGUAUUUUAAAAAAAUAUUGCCCUAUAUGCUAUUAUGUAGAUUAUAGGUAAUUUCAAUCUAAUUGUUUAUUUCUUUAAAUGAAGAAACUGAUUAAACGAACGAACGAACAACAUACAAACAACUUUAUAACGCUUCAUACAAAAUUUGACUAAUAAUCCUAAUAAGAUUAUAUUACAAAAUAGUAAAUCUAUAAUAAUAAACCAUUGUUUCAUUAAGCGAAUCGUUAUGUUUUUAAGCAAUAAAAUUAGGGGAAAGAAUAUUAUCGUAAAGAUUUAGAAAACGAGUUCUCAACAAAGGAAAUAUAAAAUCCAUCUUACAAUUAGACAUGUUUCUAUCAAUUACAUAUCGAUCUUUGUUGUUCAACAAUUGCUCGAGUAGUCACGUCUGUUAGCAUUUAUUGACACAUCGUGCUACACACUUGGGAAAUCCAUGGUAACGAUCGACUGUACACGUUCUGCAAUUACACUGAAUUACGGGCAGGCUGUCCUGUGAAAUUUGUCUUAUUGCUAAUACGUAUUCGGAUUACCAGUUCUAUACUCUGUAUUUCUUUGAUCAAUAUAUGUAAUAAAAUAUCUUAACAUAUGUGGUAAAUAUAUAGAAUAAACGUAAAGAGUCACCAUUAAAAUUA